Thecamonas trahens ATCC 50062 is the source of this 261-nucleotide messenger RNA. Its product is annotated as BolA domain-containing protein. The record is from RefSeq and is a predicted model, not a curated record. Bases 1 to 261 code for a protein of 86 amino acids. Gene Ontology annotation, molecular function: 2 iron, 2 sulfur cluster binding. Gene Ontology annotation, biological process: intracellular iron ion homeostasis. Gene Ontology annotation, cellular component: nucleus; cytosol. The transcript has 2 exons. Lineage: Eukaryota; Apusomonadida; Apusomonadidae.
AUGAGUGUGGGUACUGACGAGCUGAAGGCCAAGAUCCAGGCUGCUUUCUCGCCUGUGUUCCUGGAUGUCCAGGAUGUGUCUGGAGGCUGCGGUCAGUCUUUUGAUGUCAUUGUGGUGUCCGAGGCCUUUGAGGGUGUGGCACUGCUCGAUCGUCAUCGCAUGGUCAACGAUGCGGUGGCCGACGAGAUCAAGGCCAUUCACGCGUUCUCCCUCAAGACCUGGACGCCUGCUCAGUACGAAAAGAAGAAGGACAAGCUGUAG